UAAAAUUCUUUUGUUACUUUCCUUGAUGUUGCAAGUAUAUAUGGAAUCCCAAGUGGAAAUGGGACCCCUAUGAAAGCACUUCACGCCCUUUUAUGCCCCAUAGUUUGCUCUUUACUCGACCAAUGCAAUUCAAGACCCCACUUUAAACACCCUAUAAGAACUCCCUUCACGAAUCACAACUUCAUCUUCCCAUUCCAUCAUCAUCUUCACAAAAAAAAUAAGAAACCCACAAAAAGGAGAGGGAAAAAAAAAAUUCUCUCAAGAAAAAAGAAAAAUUCCUUAAUUUCAUCAAAAGAAUCAUCAGACAAUAUGAAGAUGAUGAGUGGCAGCAAUUUAGGAAGCUCAAAGAGAAGAAUAGCAAGUAGAGGACUUGGUGGGGCACUUAGAGAACAAAGAGCUAAGCUUUACAUUAUAAGAAGAUGUGUGGUUAUGCUUCUUUGUUGGCAUGAUUGAGUUCGACCGAUCCUUUGGCCAUGGUUCGAUUCGAGGCACUGAAUGAGUACGAAAAAUUUCAACUCACCACCGGAGUCUGGACUAGGCAUCUAGUUGGUUUUUUUUUCUCUCUUCUUAUUAGAAAAUGUGUAGUUUGCUUCUACGGCCUUCGUUCGAUCAUGGCUCAAUUCGAGACAUUGGAUGAGGACAAACAAUUUCAACUCACUACCAGCCUAGGCAGGGAGUUGGCUUUUUUCCUCUCUUGUUAGAUUGUGUAUAUAUUAGCGCCGGCUGAUGUUAUAUUUUUUUGAGUUGUAACAAUUUUGUACUAAUUAAUGGCCUUACAAGGCUUGAUAGCUUGAACUGAAACAUUUAAUUUGAUUCAUUUCUUCUUUUUAUAAAAUCUUUUUUCUAUUCAA
Olea europaea var. sylvestris is the source of this 851-nucleotide messenger RNA. RefSeq lists its product as uncharacterized. Gene Ontology annotation, biological process: negative regulation of cell population proliferation. Bases 70 to 453 code for a protein of 127 amino acids. The transcript has a single exon. NCBI's taxonomy places the organism in Eukaryota, Viridiplantae, Streptophyta, Magnoliopsida, Lamiales, Oleaceae. The record is from RefSeq and is a predicted model, not a curated record.